Wallemia mellicola CBS 633.66 is the source of this 832-nucleotide messenger RNA. RefSeq names its product 20S proteasome subunit. The transcript is spliced from 3 exons. Gene Ontology annotation, biological process: ubiquitin-dependent protein catabolic process. Gene Ontology annotation, cellular component: proteasome core complex, alpha-subunit complex; proteasome core complex. The coding region runs from base 18 to 788 and encodes 256 amino acids. The record is from RefSeq and is a predicted model, not a curated record. NCBI's taxonomy places the organism in Eukaryota, Fungi, Basidiomycota, Wallemiomycetes, Wallemiales, Wallemiaceae.
GAUUAGCUACAUUCAUCAUGAGUGAUUCCUAUAGUUUCUCACUUACGACAUUCUCUCCAUCAGGACAACUCAAGCAGGUUGAUCAUGCCUUAGCUGCUGUAGCUCAAGGUACUACUAGUUUGGGAGUAAAGGCUUCAAAUGGAGUAGUAAUCGCAACAGAGAAGAAGCAACCAAGCCCAUUAGUUGAUGAUAGUAUGCUUGAGAAGGUAGCACUCAUUUGUCCAACUAUUGGCUGCGUUUACUCCGGAAUGGGACCAGAUUACCGUCAACUCGUAACUGCUGCAAGGAAAUCCGCCCAAGCAUACUGGAAAAUGUACAAUGAAUACCCACCAACGCGAGUAAUGGUAUCAGAAAUAGCAACUAUUAUGCAAGGUGCAACACAAAAGGGUGGUAUGAGACCGUACGGUUGUUCACUUUUAGUAGCGGGAUAUGAUAAGACGAGAGGUUCAACACUCUAUCAAGUAGACCCAUCGGGAUCAUAUUGGGCAUGGAAAGCAUCUGCAAUGGGAAAAAAUAUGGUAAACGCAAAGACAUUCUUAGAGAAGAGAUAUAAUGAUGAAAUAUCACUUGAAGACGCAAUUCACACUUCAUUAUUAACUUUAAAGGAAGGAUUUGAAGGACAAAUGACUGAGAAGACAGUUGAUAUUGGUAUCAUACAAAUACCUAACGAGUGGGAUACAAAGAAUCCACCAGAUGCAUUAGCUGGUGACAAAGCAGGACACUUGCCUGGUAUGCCUGUAUUCAGAAAAUUAACAGAAGAAGAAAUAAAAGACCAUUUGACGUUGUAAAUAAUUAAAUAUGCAUUCUAAAUAUCUUGUUAGUUGUACAUCAU